Molecule: messenger RNA, 570 nt
Organism: Rhizopus microsporus ATCC 52813
Lineage: Eukaryota; Fungi; Mucoromycota; Mucoromycetes; Mucorales; Rhizopodaceae
Product: ribonuclease III
Exons: 2
Biological process (GO): regulation of gene expression; primary miRNA processing; rRNA processing
Cellular component (GO): nucleus
Molecular function (GO): ribonuclease III activity; double-stranded RNA binding
Source: RefSeq, a predicted model, not a curated record
UUAGGCAAACGAGUGACUGGAUUAUUUGUGACCGAAUUCUUUCAUUGUAAAUAUCCCAACCUUCACCCACAAGCUUUUGAAAAGACGAUUAGCGCGUACAUUGCCAACAAGACGUUUGCACAGAUCGCAACCGAAUUAGGCAUGCAGCACUCUAUCAAGUGGACACGUACAGAAAAGCUAGGUCAGAGUACCGUCUUGGCCGACUGCUUACACGCUGUGAUUGGAGCCGUGUUUGAACAAGGCGGUGAGGAUGCAGCCAAGAAGUUUGUACAUGACUUUAUUUUGGCACGCGAGAUGGAUAUUCGACCUUUGAUCAAGAUGGACGAACCCAAGCGUCAGUUGAGUGCCUUGUUGAGACAACUGGGUAAACCAAAGGCAGAGUCAAGGCUGUUGUCAGAAACAGGUCGACAUUCAUCUGCACCCGUCUUUGUCGUCGGUGUGUUUUCUGAAACAGAAAAGUUGGGUGAAGGCUUUGGUAGUUCGAUCAAGAUGGCCGAGUUUAGAGCUUGUCAAGAUGCUUUAAUAAAUCAUUAUGGCAAAGAACAAAAAGAAUUCACGUUGCCUUCAGAU